UCCGAGUCGCGCUCCCCAUCUCUCUCUUCCCCGAUGACGAUAUCCACGCGCAGCCGCGGUCGCAGCAACACCGAGGACGCGCCGAACAAGAGGCAAAAGGUAGAAGAACACGUCCAAGACGCGCUUCCGCCAGAAGAGGCCCAGCCAGUAGUCGGCGAACGCCAUGCCAGUCUCUGGUUCGACGAAGGAAACGUCGUGCUCGCGGCCCGGGGAAAGUCAUUCAAGCUUCAUUCUGGCGUGCUCGCGCACCAUUCAAAAGUAUUCAAGGACAUCCUGAGCGCGGCCGCUCUCGCGAAUCUACAAGAGAGGUUGGAUGGCUGCCCGGUGUUGCGGACGGACGACAUCGGAGACGUGCUCGCGCAGCUGCUGCAGAUUAUCUAUGAUGGGGGCAAGAGGUGUGUUGCGCUUCUUUGACUCUGGCUGUGGCGUGUUACAUCUGUCUUC
This is a messenger RNA of Phanerochaete carnosa HHB-10118-sp, 444 nucleotides long. RefSeq lists its product as uncharacterized. The transcript has a single exon. Gene Ontology annotation, molecular function: protein binding. The record is from RefSeq and is a predicted model, not a curated record. The coding region runs from base 34 to 414 and encodes 126 amino acids. Lineage: Eukaryota; Fungi; Basidiomycota; Agaricomycetes; Polyporales; Phanerochaetaceae.